This is a messenger RNA of Caenorhabditis briggsae, 1518 nucleotides long. Gene Ontology annotation, molecular function: hexose transmembrane transporter activity. The record is from RefSeq and is a predicted model, not a curated record. The coding region runs from base 1 to 1518 and encodes 505 amino acids. Lineage: Eukaryota; Metazoa; Nematoda; Chromadorea; Rhabditida; Rhabditidae. The transcript has 8 exons. Gene Ontology annotation, biological process: monosaccharide transmembrane transport. Gene Ontology annotation, cellular component: membrane.
AUGAGUUCUUCUUCUUCCUCAUCCUUGGCAACGUCUUCAAGAAGAUGGCCGAAUCGAAAUAUGCAAUUUGUCGCAUCUUUAUUGGCCAUUGGGAGUAGCUUCUCCUUCGGUUUUCAAAUGAUGUGGGUGAACCCAGCUCGGGAGGCACUGAUGGAAUUCGUCAGAGCCACCAUAGACCAAGAGGAGGCCUACGAGGAAUAUGCCACAUUUCUCUUUGACACCGCCAUGGCUAUCUUUUUUGCCGGGUCCAUUCUUGGAGGCUUCGUCAUCCAACCUGCCGCUGAACAUUUGGGACGGCGAAGGGCUUACAUGGUUGGUGUGAUCACGUAUAUCGUUUCAUGUGCGAUUACUAUUCUGGCAAAAGAGUAUGUGAGCUAUACGAUGUUUACAACUUCUCGCUUUGUUAGCGGAUUUGGUAUUGCUAUCUCGAUGGGAUUAUCGGCAAUCAUUACCAUUGAAUGCAGUUCCGCUGAAACCCGCGGCGUCGCCUCGUUGGUCAAUGGCCUCUUCCUGCAAGUUGCUCUCGUCGUGACCUCAGUGUUGGCCAUGCCAUUUUUGCUAGGGAGCACGUGUCUCUGGGAAAUAUUAUUCUGGUUCCAAAUCCUCCUCAACGUCAUCGUACUGAUCGUAGUUUUGUACAUCCCAGAAACGCCGACGUAUCUUGCCAGUCAUAAGACAGAUGACGAGAAGAAACUUGAAGAAGACGUCACCGAAUCUUUGGUGUUUUUCAGAGAAAUGGAUGAAGACGAUGCUCGUUUGGAAGCCAGGAGAAUCAUCGAUUCUUAUCAUUGCUCUCAAAAUAAAAAACCCAACCUCGUCACCCUCUGGAAAUGCAAAUUCUCUGCCCGCGGAACACUUAUUGGAAUGCUCAUUAUGGGCGCAAUGGCGCAGUCCGGAAUCACCAUUAUUAAUUUUUAUGCAGUUAGAAUUCUCACAUCGACUGGAUUGAACACGAAUAAUGCUUCAAUCGCAAAUUCGUUCCUCUGCUUGUUCGCCAUCGCUGGUAUUGUUACCGCUUUUUUCAUUGUGGACAAGUACGGUAGAAAGAAGCUGAUUUUGGUGACUUUCAUUGCUUUGAUCGUUAUCAACAUCGGAAUUGUCGGACUUCUGUUUCUAUGCUCCAAUUUUCCACACACCGUCUUCAAUUGCAUGUUGAUCGGAGCCAUCUGCCUCUUCAACUUUUUCUUUUCAAUGGGACCUGGACCACUGUCAAUGUUUAUCGCUGGAGAGCUGGUUCCACAGCAAACAAGAUCUGCUGCUUCUAUUUAUACCAGUGUUACUAUGGCCAUGUCUCGCUUUCUCACUCUGGUUUUCUACACUCGAUUCCAAAAGAUGACUUCAGAGGCGAUCGCAUUUGGAUUGUUUUUCUUGCCCCCAAUGAUUAUCGUGGUUGUCAUUCUUCAUCGCUAUCUUCCGGAGACCAAAGGAACUACUGUAGAGCAACUUCAAGCCGAGUUUAAUGCUAGCAGUCAGAGGGAGAAUACAGACGAAAUUGAAAUGCUGGAUGUUCAGAACUAA